Dermacentor albipictus is the source of this 3854-nucleotide messenger RNA. RefSeq names its product dachshund homolog 2-like. The record is from RefSeq and is a predicted model, not a curated record. Gene Ontology annotation, molecular function: RNA polymerase II cis-regulatory region sequence-specific DNA binding; DNA-binding transcription factor activity, RNA polymerase II-specific. Lineage: Eukaryota; Metazoa; Arthropoda; Arachnida; Ixodida; Ixodidae. Gene Ontology annotation, biological process: regulation of transcription by RNA polymerase II. Gene Ontology annotation, cellular component: nucleus; transcription regulator complex.
GGCGGCCGCUGGCGGCGAAGUCCGCGCGGUCUCGGUCGGACGGCACGGAACACGUUCGCGAGACGAGAACGACGCCGCAGCGGCAGCCGGGCCCUGAAGUUGCUGCGCGCGGCACGAGGAGGCCAAUGGACGCCGGCUCUCUGGGCAGCUGCAGCAGCGGAGGCGGCACGCCGUCGCCGCCGACGCUCACGUUCGGCUCGCCGGUGGCCACCGCGCACUCGCCGUCGGCCCGCGGCGGCUCCAGCCCCAAGUCGGGCCUCGGCUCGCUAACGCCGACGCGCUCGACACCCGAGAGCCCGCUGGGCGCAGCUUUGCCACCGCCCCCGCCGCCACCCAAGCAGACCGGCUACGGCGUGUUGCACGCGCUCAACGGCGGCCGCGCACUGUACGGGAGCAUGCGGCCACCGCCGUCACCGCCGGGCAUCCCGUCGGACGCGUCGGCCACCGACUGUCGCCUGAUCGACUAUCGCGGCGCCAAGGUGGCCGCGUUCCUGGUGAGCGGCGAGUACCUGCUGUGUCUGCCGCAAGCGUUCGAGCUGUUCCUCAAGCACCUCGUGGGCGGACUACACACGGUGUACACCAAGCUCAAGCGGCUCGACAUCACGCCCAUCGUGUGCAACGUGGAGCAAGUGCGAAUCCUGCGCGGACUGGGCGCAAUCCAGCCCGGCGUGAACCGGUGCAAGCUGCUGUCGUGCAAGGACUUCGACGCACUCUACAAGGACUGCACCACUGCCAGGGCUCUGAACAGUCUGUGGAUUUCUGGUGUAACAUCUGCGAGUCGACUGUGGAACGCUGCCUCUCUCAUGGGUGCUGGCUCUAGUCCUGCAAAUGCCAGCUAUCCGUUCCUGUCACAAGAGAAGAGGUACCCUGGAGAGGAUGCAUCUAUCCAGUCUCGGUCUAGAAACCAAGCCCGGCCGCCCAAGCGUUCCUCGAUGAUGUCGAUGAGUCCGAGCAAUGGGAGUCCGCUGGGCAUGAUGAGCAAGAAGGGCCGCCUGGACGACUAUCCGGGAUACGAGAACGGACACUUGGCAGCCGAACAAGCGGACAAGCCUCACCACGGUGGCGGCGGGGGCGCCCUGCUGCCCAACGGGUUCAGCCCGCAGCAGGCGGCGGCAGCCGCGGCUGCGGCCCACCUGAACGCCACGCUGCCCUUCCUCGCCCUGGGCUCGCACCCGCACCCGGGCGGGCUGCUGAGCGCCGCCAUGGGGAUCCCUCUGCCGGGAGCCACGCCGCACCACCCGCUGGGUGGCGCAGCGCCCUCGCGCGCCGACCACCACCUCGCCAAGGCCGCGCCGCCUCAGCUGGACCCGCAGGCCGCCCUCAGGUACGCGUUGCGAGACGACGGCGGCAGCGUUAGGGACCGGAACUUUUCGUCCUACGAUGGAAGCCGGCUCAAGGAUUCGGCUGCUUUUGUCAAUGGCGGCCUUCCGGUGCCGGAGUCCAACGGACACGGGCCUCCGGUGCUGAACCUGUCGCAACACGGCCAUCGCAACAGCGCGCCGCGGGACUACCACGACGGCGCGGCGGCCGACGCCGAAGACGACACCGAGGACGACACGGACGACAGGGACCCCGAGCUUAGCGGCGCCGAAGGUAGCAGCAGCCCCGAGCCCCAUGGGGGCGGUGGCGGCCAGGGCGGGCCCAGCAUGGACGAGCGCUACGCCAUGGACGCGGCACUGGGUCUCGGUGCCGUGUCUUCGAUCGAGACGCUCCUGCGUAAUAUACAAGGCCUGCUCAAGGUGGCCGCGGACAACGCCAGGCACCAGGACAGGCAGAUCAGCAUCGAGAAAGCCGAGCUCAAGAUGGAAGUACUGCGAGAACGAGGUCUGCGGGAAAGCCUCGAGAAGCAGCUGACUGAGGAGCAGAGGACGAGAGUGUUGUACCAGAAGCGUCUGAAGAAGGAGCGCCGAUGUCGGCGGCGCAUCCAGGAUCAGCUGGAGCUUGAACAGAAGAAGCGCUCGCAGUACGAGGAAGUUCUACGGAACAGCAUCGCCGCCGACCACCGGUCACCACCCGCGCAACCACAGCCGCAGCCGCAGCCACAGCCACAGCCGACACAUUCACAGUCGACGCAACAACUAACGCCGCCUGAACAUGUGGCAUCACCUGACUUAGAAACAGAGCGUCACAGCAGACAAGAAUCCGAGAAAAAAGCCGAGUCCACGACGCCGAUCGGCUAGACCGAGGUCACCUUUGCCUCCCCUUGCGCGCAUCAUCUUUUUCCCUUCUCGCAUCUCUCCGAGACCUGCAGUCCCCGAACCCGCCCUGACCGGAGCCCGGUCAAGCCCCGUGAACUCCUACACGCAGCCAGCGAGAGGGCGCCACUGGAACACUCGAGCUGUGCGCGGUGACUACGCUUAACAGACCGUUCACAUAGCUCUGCGGUGCCGCGUGUGCUUCGGGAACGUGCGUCGACGAUCGAACGCUGCGUCAACGUUCGCGGUCACCGUGUCGACCUCCGGCUGGCUUAGUGAACGAGCAGCGCCGUGGUGCGGCGGUGGUCCUUGCGUGUACAUACAAUGCCACCACGUCACUACUCGGAGGUACCCUGUGUGUUGUCUCCCCUGGUCGAGUCAUGAACUGUUUUAUUCCCUGGCACUGCGUUUUUGUCAUGCUUCGUUUCUUCUUUAUUACUGAGCCUCCUUCUUUUAAAACAGAUUCCUCGAUCAUGCCGUUUUUGCAAAUCUCCACUGCAGGUGAUCUCUCGUGACAGUUUCUCUUUAAGCACUUGGUCAUAAGGGUUAUUUAAUUCAGGCUAGAGCCUCACUGUGCAAGGAGCGCGCAUGUGUAUCGGUUCGGCAAUAUCUGUUCUGAAGCUCGUAUGACUACUCACAGAGGGCGCAACAGCUUGCAAACUACGUAGGAAAAUUUUCGACAAAUUGUGCCAGUACUGCGAAGUGGAGCCUACGAAAGGUUUUGCAAAAGUCACAUACAUAAAAAAAAACCUUCUCUUCAUCUUCUUCACUCAUCGAGUCGACGAAAUGACAGCUCCACGCACUCCUUGACACAUAACUUUUUGUUGUAUUCUACCUUGUCAUUUAUAUGUGGACAUCAUAUAUAUCACUUCUGACUUUGGCUCUAUGGUGUUUCGUCCUUCGCCUUCCAAAAGCGCUUGCGUUUCGCGUUAUUUAUGUUUGGUGUUAACCGAUAUAUUGAAAGAGAAAGCGUUGUCGCACUGUUUAUGAAGUUUUCGCGUGUGUGUUUAUGUGCGUGCGCGAGUGUUGUGCGGUGUGCCCGGUUGAGAAGAAAAAGAAUUGUACGCUAUCAUCUCCUCCUCAUCGUUUUCAGAUCAGACAGGAGGUGCCGGUUUUACGAAUCCAACGACUGAGUGUGUGUUCUUCCCCCUCCCAACUUCCUUCCCUUUCUUCUUGUUUUUCGUAAAUGCGCCGGUGUCGGAAGAUCCGGCUCACGCGUGUGUUCCACUCAUGCGCGUUUGUAAACAGAAGGAAACUAAGACCCCUUACGAAACCUCGAAGUCUGUUGGUAGAUAAACGACAGGCAAUGAAAUACAUAAAUCGUUGCGGUACCGCAAACCUGCUUUCGGAGAGCUCGAGACAGUUUUCACUGUUUCACCAGAGCAAGGCCGCCACGCCCACCCCCAGUGUCAUCGCUUUUUUUUUUAAUUUGUUGCGGAGUAGAGCGCAAUUGUACGACACCGUACGUAAUGCGACAAGCUAUAGCGUUACUGAGGACUUGUACAUUCUGCUCAUGUUGACGUGUUCGAGGAACUGUGUGAUUACGUCGCUUGGAACACUGUUGUUGUAGCGGCUGACCUAGUUGUGUUCAACUGUGUGAACAGCACCCAUGUUCUUUUUCUCUUUAAUAUCUGAGCAAAUGUGAUGCUUUUAUUGACA